CGCGCGGGCCUCAGAGCGCGCAGAGCAAGAUAAGAGAUAUAAUUAUGGUCUUCAUGGAGGUGCUGCUGUUCCUCAAGGACUUUGUGCUCGGCGGGGUGGCCGGCACCGUGUCCAAGACGGUCGUCGCGCCCAUCGAGAGGGUGAAACUGCUGCUGCAGCUGCAGGACGGCUCCGUGCAGAUGCAGCAGGCAAACAAGCGCUACGACGGCAUCAUCGACUGCACCCGCAGCGUUUACAAGGAGCAGGGCCUCUGGAGCUUUUGGAGGGGCAACUGGGCCAACGUGAUCAGGUACUUCCCGACUCAGGCCAUCAACCUCGCCUUCAAGGACCGGUAUAAGAAGCUCUUUUUGCAAGGUUUGGACAAAAAGGAGAACUUUUGGGGCUACUUUGCAGGCAGCGUCGCGGCUGGCAGCGCUGCAGGAGCAACGUCCCUUUGCGUGGUGUACCCAUUGGACUUCGCGCGGACACGUCUGGGCGCGGACAUCGGCAAGACGGAGGAGGAGCGCGAGUUUACCGGGCUGUGGGAUUGCGUGAAGAAAAUUUUCAAGUCAGACGGCAUCGUUGGUCUGUACCGCGGUUUCUUUGUGUCACUCUUCGGCAUCAUCCUCUACAGGGGCGCCUACUUCGGACUCUGGGAUGCGUCGAAGGAGUUGAUCGGCGAGGAGAAUUUAAACGUUUUCACCAAGUGGAUUCUUGCACAGUUGACAACGACCUUGGCUGGCCUGUUCUCGUACCCGGCCGACACCGUCCGCCGGCGCAUGAUGAUGCAAUCCGGUUGCAAAAAGAGUGACAAAUUGUACUCCACAAGCUUGCACUGCACCGUCUACAUUGCUCGAAACGAGGGUUUCUGCGCCUUCUACAAGGGCGCCUUCACCAACAUCCUCAGAGGCAUGUGCAGUGCAUUGGUCCUGGUGCUCUACGAUGAAAUGCAAUCACUUUUUGAUUACUUGGUGCCAACGCAGCAGUGAGAUUUUUUAGUGACCAUAAUUAUAUACUUUUUAUUCGCGCGCUGUUAUUUUUUUUUAUGAUUCUGAUUUAUUUUUUUACCAAUUCAAGGUGUUUUAUUUUUCCAGUUUAUUGCUUGUUUUUCUAAUUUUUACUGGUUAUGAAAAUAACACUUUUUGCUCUAAGCAAAAAAUUUUGCUGGUCCAGGCUAUAUUAAAAAGGCGGUUUGUGAUUAAUUGUGAAUAAGAAAAUCUUACAUUCGUUGCGAUAAAUUCAAGCAAUUACACCCAUUUAAAAUUUAUAACAUAAUUUAACCUACGAAUUAUUGUAAUCUAAUUGAAAAAUCUGCCUCUCUUUUCACGUGUUUGUUGAUGCAAACAAAAAGUUUGUUGUGAAACGCACCAUCUCUGAUCGAUUCGUUGUUUGUGAGAGAAGAAUAAUUUCUUCUCUUGAGGCGUUUUAGCAAUGUGUAUAAUUAUUCCAGAAUCCAGACGCCAAGCACACACAAGCGAGCGUGCUCAAAAUACAUUUAUUAAUUUGUGAUAAUUUUUCUCCUUAAUUGUGAGUAAGACAUUGUUUAAAGACACUUUUUUCACGAUCCAUUAUUUUCUAUUUUAUAUGUUAUUGUUGCCAUGUGUUGUAGUUGAUAAUUAAAACUUUCAAUUACUUUCAUUGUUGAAAACAAUUUUAUUUUUUGAUCACUUAAACUGUAGCUUAGCAUAAAUUAAUAUAUUUUUUACAUUUUUGUACUUUUUUUUAGCAAAUAUUCCUGUAAGUUGCUGCGCG
This is a messenger RNA of Neocloeon triangulifer, 1731 nucleotides long. RefSeq names its product ADP/ATP translocase 1-like. Gene Ontology annotation, biological process: mitochondrial ATP transmembrane transport; mitochondrial ADP transmembrane transport. The transcript has 3 exons. The record is from RefSeq and is a predicted model, not a curated record. Lineage: Eukaryota; Metazoa; Arthropoda; Insecta; Ephemeroptera; Baetidae. Gene Ontology annotation, molecular function: ATP:ADP antiporter activity. The coding region runs from base 45 to 968 and encodes 307 amino acids. Gene Ontology annotation, cellular component: mitochondrial inner membrane.